Xiphophorus maculatus (southern platyfish) is the source of this 5621-nucleotide messenger RNA. Its product is annotated as adhesion G protein-coupled receptor F5-like. Gene Ontology annotation, cellular component: membrane. The coding region runs from base 38 to 5047 and encodes 1669 amino acids. The record is from RefSeq and is a predicted model, not a curated record. Gene Ontology annotation, biological process: cell surface receptor signaling pathway; G protein-coupled receptor signaling pathway. Gene Ontology annotation, molecular function: G protein-coupled receptor activity. NCBI's taxonomy places the organism in Eukaryota, Metazoa, Chordata, Actinopteri, Cyprinodontiformes, Poeciliidae. The transcript has 31 exons.
ACACCAGCCUCUUUGGAAGCCAGGCUGCCUGGAGAGGAUGGCUUUACCAAAGGUGAUCCGGUUGGCCGUUGUUCUUUUGGUUAUAUGUUGCGCCCUGGACAAGUCCGGAUUCAGACACUCUGUGUCCGUCUUCUUAGAGGAACUGACGGCUGGUAAAUCACCAACCCUUCAUGUUAGAGAGAAAAGAGAAACUUUUACGAAUUUCACUGAUUACGAGUUCCAAGUUGUUUUAAGUCUUUCUGAGCUGGAGAUUCUUCAGACGAUUCUCAACAACCUCAGUUUUCCCAUACUCAUCGACAGCACCAGUGAGAUUUCCAACAUUGACGCCACGACAGUGUGUUCACGAAAUAUAAGUGGGUACCAGUGUGUGUGCGAGGAGAACUUUGCCUGGUCUUAUAACAGCUGUAUUACCUAUGGAGUGUGUGAUGCCAUCGUUGGUGACACAUGUGGCUGCAUUAACGAGCUUCCAGCUGACGGUCAGUUCUGCCAGGUGAACAGCAGCCAAACAGAGCUGGUGGACUUCGAUGUGAUCCUUGACCUCCGCAUUCCGCUCUCAGGCGUUCCAGACGACAUACUUGAGUUCAUCCGAAGCGUUCUGGGGAAUGAAACCUUCCCUGCAACCAUCUCACAGUCUUUGGAAGUGACAGAGAUGCUACUAACCACCGCCUGCUCUCCAAACUCCACUGACAGGCUGCUGUGUGAUUGUGAGGAUGGUUUUGCUUGGCCAUGUGACAAGUGCAACGGCAGCAACUCAUGCAGCAACGUCAGCAGUCAAACCUGUACUUGCAUAUAUGGACUUCCUUCUGACAACGAGUACUGCCAGCCAAUCACAAAUAACUCCUUCUGCCCAACUCCACCUCCAGUAUUGACAAUGAUGACAACAGCCAUGCCAAGUACAACAACACCGUCUCCUCCCACAAAUUACGAAACAUCAACCAUCCUGACAACCACAUCGUCUCCUCCACCUUAUGAAACAUCAAUCGUCAUGUCAACUACAUCGUCUCCUCCAACACCUUAUGAAUCAGAGGACAUUGGCAUCGUUCUUGAUUUGCACAUCCCGUUCUCCAACGUUCCACCCGAUAUCCUUGAUUUGAUAAGAGCAGCUUUGGAAAAUGAAACAUUUCCUGUGACACUCUCACAGUUUGUAGAAGUGAUAGACUUAAACUUGACCACAGCCUGCUCUCCAAACGCCACUGAUGGACUGAGGUGUGAAUGUGAGGAUGGCUAUUCUUGGCCGUGUGACAUGUGCAAUGGAAACAAUUCAUGCAAAGAUGUCAGCAGUCAAACUUGUACAUGCAAAUAUGGACUUCUUUCCAAUGAAGAGUUCUGUCAACCAAUCACAAACAUUGAUUUGUGUCCCACGACUUCUCCAGCCACAACAACAGCCACCCCAACCACAACGUCUGUCAUGCCUACCACUAUGACUGCCAUGGAAACAGGCUAUCUGAAUACAUCAACUCCUUCAGCAACUGAUGUGGAACUUUAUGUGCUCCAUGAAUUGUUCAUCCCAGUCGCCAGUGUGCCACCAAACAUAGUUGAUUUAUUCAGAGCAGCACUCAAAAAUGAAAGCUUCCCUGUAACCCUCACAUCUUCUUUAAAAGUUAUAGAACUAAAUAUAACAACAGUACUGUCAGCCAAUUACAGUGCCAAACACAACAACAAUACCAGAAAUGACAACAGUGACAAAUGCAACAAUGCCAGAGAUAACAGUGACAAACGCAACACCAGAAAUAACAACAGUGAAAAACGCAACAACGCCAGAAUUACCAACAGUGACAAACACGACAAUACCAGCAAUGACAAAUGCAACAAUGCCAGAGAUAACAGUGACAAAAGCAACAACAUAACAACAGUGACAAACGCAACAACACCAGAAAUAACAACUGGGACAAACGCAACAGCGCCAGAAAUAACAGUUACUAAUGCGACAAUACCAGAAAUAGCAACAGUGACAAAUGCAACAACAGAGAUAACAGUGACAAAUGCAACAACAUUAGAAAUGACAUCUGUGACAAAUGCAACAACGGCAGAUAUAACAGUGACUAAUGCAACAACACCAGAAAUAACAGUGGCUAAUGAAACAACACUAGAAAUAACAACAGUGACAAACGCAACACCAGAAAUUACAGUGGCUAAGGCAACAACACCAGAAAUAACAGUGACAAAUGCAACACCUCCCCCAAAAAUAACAACAGUGACAGAUGCAACAUUGACAAAUAUAACAGUGAUAUUUGCAACAACACCAGAAAUGACCACAGUAACAAAUACAACAUCAAAGAUGACCACAGUGACAACAAAAAUCAUCCCAACAGUAGCCACAACAACUGUAGCUUCUGUUAUAAAUGGGACAUUUACUCUUAACAUGGAUUUCAAAGCGUUGUAUAAUAAUGAAAACAGUUCUGUUUAUAAAGAUAUUUAUGAUGCUACUAAAACGAAAUGUCAGGAGCUUGUGUCAAAAGAUUGUACUGUGAAGAGUCUAACCUUUCGGAGUGGAAGUACCAUCGCUGACUACACUCUCAUUAGUUCUUCUGGGGAUGAAAAACUAUUUGAUUUAGCAAAAGAUAAAGUGUUAAAUCAACUGGCAGCAAAGUAUCCUGUGGACUUUGUCAGUGUUAAACAAUUAACUACAUCAGUUGAUCCCGGGACAAUAAUUGCUGGGGUUUCAGUCACCCUGACAUGUGGACCUCCUCCGACUAAUCUGGGUUCAGACCUGACGGUGGAGUGGACACGUUCUGGAACUCUCCUGGACACAGUUACACCCAGCCAAGACAGAACAUCAAUAUACACAAUCCCAAGGUUUUUGAAAAUUCAUGAUGGAACAUAUGUGUGUAAAAUGAAGCGGAACGAUGGUGCCACUUUCACACAGAGCCUCACCUUAACGUCCAAAGCAGCACCACAGAUUACCGUGAACCCAGUCAGAGGAACGGUGCAAUGUGGUGAUUCUGUGUCUGUGUCGUGUUCUGUUAACACUGGCUACCAGGUUCAAUUUAAAGACCUGAAUCUUCCAACUCCUGGUUUGGAAAUCAACUAUGUGUAUAAAGCCCCUGAUGGAUGUACCGAACGGAAAGAGACGAUAACCUGCCAAGUGACAACUAACCCACAGGAUUAUAAAAUAAUAACUCUGGAAUUAAUCAAAGCUGUUGUUUGUAAAGCUGACGGUGUAUUCAGUGCCGGAUCGGUAGGUUUUCAGGCUGUUGCAUCCUGUGAAAAAGGCAAGGUGGGAACCAUAACAGCAGUUUGUAAGGCGGAUGGCACGUAUGGAGAUAAACAAGACAACUGUGUUCUAGAAGUCGUACAGAAUCUGCUCAGUGAGUCGGAGGCAUUGGAUGUUGUUACUCUGCCAGCAUUCUUGGAAGACCUCAAGGGUGCAACUAAGAACAACUCUAAGACCAUAACUGACUCUCCAGCCACCAUCAGCGCCAUGGUGAAAAUCUUUGCAAAUAUUGGCAGGAGGGCCAAUUCUUUAAAAAUCACAAUAUCUGAACAGUCUACAAAGAAUCUCCUGGAAAGUGCAGGCAUUCUUACCAGUGACGCUGCAAAAGGCUCAUGGGAUGAACUGAACAAUAACAACAAAAGUGAAAGCUCAGAAAACAAAAAUGCCAGCUCUUCAUUUUUGAGCGCCUUUGAAGGGAUAGCAGCCCACGUCGUCAACGAACCUUUGAGCAUAAAUACACAGUAUAUUCUUUUCACCAAAGUUAAUUUCACAAACAUUUGCAAGGAUGACUUUAAUUCCUCCGUGGAAAUAAACAUACCACAAGCUGAGGGAAGCAGGCAGUCAAUCGCAGUAAUGUUAUUUGCUUCCAUGGACAACGUGCUUCCUGCAAGGGAAAGCGUGAACACGUCAUCCAGCGUCAUCAAUGGAAGGGUGGUGCUUAUUCAUCCAGAAUCAGACAUUAACAACAUAUCGAUAGCAUUUGAUGUUCUGAAUGAGACCCUGGGAAAGCCUAAGUGUGUUUUCUGGGAUUUCGAUCUGUUUGACAGUCUUGGAGGAUGGAGUGAUGAAGGCUGCGCCUUUGUACUGAACGAAAACGGAACAGUCAGGUGCAACUGCAACCACACCACCUCCUUCUCCAUUCUGAUGUCACCUGACAGCCCACAGGAUAUUGUGUUGGACUUUAUAACCUACAUUGGACUUGGCAUAUCCAUGGGCUCCCUGAUUGUAUGUCUCAUCAUUGAAGGCAUCGCAUGGAGAAAAAUAAGAAGACAUUCAACGUCGUACUUGCGUCACGUCUCCAUCGUCAACAUCGCAGUGUCUCUCCUGAUUGCAGACAUUUGGUUCAUUAUUGGAGCGGCCGUUUCAAACACAAAAAGUGCGCCGGCCUGCACAGCCGCUACCUUCUUCAUCCAUUUUUUCUACCUGGCCCUGUUCUUCUGGAUGUUAGCCUCGGCCCUGCUGCUGCUCUACCGGACCCUCAGUGUCUUUGAGGGAGGGCUGUCUAAACUAACCAUGCUGAUCAUCGGAUUCUCUUUGGGAUAUGGAGCUCCGCUGAUCAUUGCAACAAUAACUAUUGCUUCAACUGCUCCCUCGAAUGAGUACAUCCGGGAAAAUGUCGUCUGUUGGCUCAACUGGAACCAGUCCAAAGCUCUGCUGGCCUUCGUGGUCCCUGCUCUCAUGAUAGUGGUGAUAAACUUAAUCAUCCUGGUUGUGGUGUUGUACAAAAUACUGAGCAGAAGAGGUGGAGCAAAUGCAUCCCAAGCAGAAGGGAAGAAUGUUCUGUACGUGAUUGCCAGGAGUUUGGCUGUGCUCACGCCGUUGUUCGGGCUGACUUGGGGUUUGGGAGUCGGAGUCAUGCUCAGCCCAAAAAACAGAGGGAUGCAAAUUGCGUUUGCAUUGUUCAACUCAGUCCAGGGUUUCUUCAUUCUGGUGUUUGGAACACUGUUGGACAAAACGGUGCGAUCAGCGAUGACCAAAUCUCAGGGAUCUUCCUCGCGUAGCAAGACAACAAGCACCAGUGCUGGAACUCUUUACAGCUUCUUUAACAAGCUGAAAAAACCAAGACGUCCUACAGGUGGCUACCACAUGUCUUCUCGUGGAUCCAACACUUAAUCCAAUGCAAAGUCAAGCAAAUCAAUAUUUUUUUUUUUUGUACAGAAUUUGUUCUCAUCAAGUUUGAUUUGCUUUUUAAUGGAUUGUGAACAAGUGAAGGAAACUGAAUCCAUUGCUUUCAGCAGCUGCUACUUGUAAUAAUAAAUCUUUCUUCACAUAAUGUACGCAUGUCUUUUUAAAAUGUAUAAUAAUCAGCAGUAAUGUCUGUAAACAUUUUUCAUCCCAACUUUUGACCAAAUGUUUCCUUUGUUUCUUAUGGUCUCAGAUUUAUUUUGUGGAAAAGGGCAAAUUAUGUUAAAUUUUGAGAAGCUUAUAUCAGAUUAUUUUGAAUAAACACAUAAUUUACAAAGUAAUAUACAUAAUAUACUACGUUUCAUUUCAAAAAGUAGAUGCGGAGAUGUUGCAUUUUUGCAAAGCAAGUUACCCAAAUGACUUUAAUCCAAUUAUGACUCUAAUGUUGCUGUAACAUAACACUUCUACUAUUAAUGUGAAGUAAUGAAUUUUAUUUCGUAGUAGCUGUUGACGCUUCCCUGUUUUGUAUAAUGUGCAUGUAUGUGUGUGUGUUCUACUUUUA